AUGACAAGAUUAGGCUCUAAAGUCGGUUAUACAGUUCGUUUCGAUGACACCUCCAGUCCUGCAACUGUCAUCAAAUACCUCACCGAUGGUAUGUUAUUACGAGAGAUAUUAUCCGACGAAUUGUUACUUCGAUACAAGGUGAUUGUGCUUGAUGAAGCACAUGAACGUACUUUGAGAACAGACAUGUUAUUUGGUAUGAUCAAAAAAAUCCAAAAAAUUAGAUUAGAACGACAAGGAGAGGAUGGUAUUUUACCUUUAAAGAUUGUGAUUAUGAGUGCUACUUUGGACGCCGAGAAAUUCAGUGAAUUCUUCAACAAUGCCAAAAUUUUGUAUGUAUCAGGUCGUUUAUACCCCGUAGACACCAUGUUCACCAUUGAACCUCAAGCCGAUUAUUUAGACGCUGCAUUAGUAUCCAUCUUCCAGAUCCAUGUGAAUAACCCCAAGGGUGAUAUCCUUGUAUUUUUACCAGGUCAAGAUGCUAUCGAGAGUCUGACUGCCUUGGUCAAUGAAUAUUCCGCUCAAUUACGUCCCCAACAACAAAAACUAUUAGCAUGUCCACUCUUUGCCGCUUUACCCCCUUCACAACAACAAAAAGUAUUUGACCCAGCUCCCGAAAACACGAGAAAGGUUAUCUUAUCCACCAAUAUUGCCGAAACCAGUAUCACCAUCCCCGGUAUCAAAUAUGUCAUUGAUUGUGGGUUAGCAAAAUUACGUGGGUUCAAUCCAAAGAUCGGUGUCGAAUCCUUGUUAUUACAUCCGAUCUCCAAGAGUUCGGCAUGGCAGAGAACAGGUCGUGCAGGAAGAGAAGCAGCUGGUGUCUGUUAUAGAUUAUAUACCGAGGAAGCAUUUAGAGAAUUAGAAGAUGAUACCGUGCCUGAAAUUAGAAGAUGUAAUUUGGCUGCUGCUGUGCUUUCAUUAAAGGCUUCUGGGGUUGAGAAUGUACUUGAAUUUGAUUAUAUGGAUCGUCCUUCAAGAGCUUCACUUAUACGUGCUUUGGAAGAAUUAUAUGCCUUGGGCGCUAUUGAUGAUAAGGGAGAUCUUUCGGAAUUGGGUAAACAAAUGGCAGAGUUUCCUCUUGAUCCUACUUAUUCCAAGGUCCUUAUUCAAUCCAAGGAAUACGGUUGUUCUUUAGAGGUGAUUGCCAUCAUUUCCUUGUUAUCGGUAGAUUCGGUCUUUUUCACACCUUCUGAUAAACGGGAUCAGGCUACGGAAGCAAGAAAGAAGUUUAUCCAUCCUGAUGGUGAUCAUUUAACUCUCUUGAACGUUUUGAAAUCCUAUUGGGAGGUCAAGGGAGAUAUUGAAUGGUGUAAGGAAAACUUUAUCAAUAACAGAAAUAUCAAGAUUGCAAUGGAAGUACGUGAUCAAUUGAUCCGUUUCUGCGAGCGUAUUGAUAUGGACCCAAAGAGCUCGUGCGGGGCUGAUACAGACAAUGUUUUGAAAUGCUUCUUGACUGGGUUCUUUCAAAACACGGCUUUAUUACAACCCGAUGGAUCUUACAAGAGUGUUGCUGGCAGCCAAAAUGUCAAGAUUCAUCCUGGAUCUGCCAUGUUUGGUAAACGUGUGGAAGGUAUUUUAUAUAACGAAUUAGUGUUUACAACUAAGCAUUAUGUCCGUGGCGUUUCAGCUAUUCAAUCUGCUUGGUUACCUUUGGCGGCACCAAAGUACUUUAACAAUGUGAAAUCAUAA
Molecule: messenger RNA, 1686 nt
Organism: Mucor mucedo
Lineage: Eukaryota; Fungi; Mucoromycota; Mucoromycetes; Mucorales; Mucoraceae
Product: P-loop containing nucleoside triphosphate hydrolase protein
Exons: 2
Coding region: 1-1686 (561 amino acids)
Cellular component (GO): intracellular anatomical structure; catalytic step 2 spliceosome
Molecular function (GO): RNA binding
Source: RefSeq, a predicted model, not a curated record